GUGAACACCAACAUCAUCGAGGAUCGUGCCAAGGACGAUCUGCAAGAAGAGAACUUGCAGCUACGAAGGACCCAGGCUGAGAUGAAGUCACGCCUGCAGAAGCUCCAGACGCAAAUCCGCGGUGCCCGGGAAGAUCCCUGGGAAGCAAAGGCCCUGGAGCAGAAGGCCGCUGACUUGGAGCAGCUUCAACGAGCUCUCUCCGCCCCCGGGGGCAAAGUCCGCAAGGCCUCGACAUCUCCCGGAGCCCGCCGCGGCCUCCGCAGCAGGCAGCAAUCGCAGCGGACAGGGGGCGGUCGACUCCGUGGCCGCAUGACAAUCAUGCCCUGGGACCAGGCCUUCCAGAAGGACGACGCUGGUCGCCUGGCUGAUGCUCCAGCUCGAUCGCUGUCUCCCCCUUCUCGGUGCAUGCCACUGCCUGCAGUACAUGUGCCUGCGUCACCGGUGGCACAAUCCCCGUGUGCGAGGCCACCGAGUUUUGGCAGUCUGGUUCCGCCUCCGCCGGCAGACUCGCCAACUGGCAGAGGCCGCGCAUCUCCCAGAGCCCCACUUGCUCCGAGGGUGGCUCCCCCCGCUACUUUACCGGCGCCUCCACCGGAUGCGAAGGAGCCGGGGCUGCAGCCGGGCCAUACUUGCCUGGGCCUCUCGCUGCCAUCGCUGCCGGAGGUCCCGGCCCUCUCUGUCGCACCUGCCAUGGACGAGCGGGAGAAGCAGCAGGCGCUGGAGCUCCGGGAUCGCAAUCGCGAGCUGUCCAGCCAGCUUGACCGACUGCUGGUGGACAAGUUCUCAGAGGAUGCCUUGCACGACAAGUCCAAGAUAAGGUACAAGGAGAAAAUCAAAGCCAAGGAUGCAAAGAUCAGCUCCUUGGAGACCGCUUUGGAGCGGCUCCGAGAGAAGGCUCGCCACAUCGAAGGCUCCAUGCGCCACGAUGCGCAACAGCUUGCCAUCGAUGUGGCAGUGCUUUCGACAGAACUCCACCACGCUCAGGUGCACGGCUCCUUGCCGGAGGAGAACUCCGGUCUACGAGCCCAGCUGGCCCAGGCAAUUGCCUCUGCCGACGAGAUGAAGAGGCAGAUUCGCGACAUCACAAAAUUCGCCUUCUCCUCCGUCGCCGAUCAGCGCAUCAUCUCCGAGCAGCGAAUCAAGGAGCUGGAGGAGCUCCUGGGCAAGAGGGCCGAGGAGAACGAGAAGCUGACGGCCCAGAGUCAGCUGAUUCAGCACGAGCAGGACCAGGUUCGAUGUGACAUUGCAGAGUUCGAGCAGCAAAGUCGGGCACUUCUGGAGGACAACGAGCGCAAAGCGAUUCAGAUGGAGGAGAGAGCCAAGGCAGUCCGUAGGGCGCAGUCGCAGCUGACCGACGUCUUGGACACCCUGGAAGAGGAAGACAGGAAGGUGAUGGUUUUCUCCCUGCAGUUCCUGCGUGAGCGAGAGGAGAAGGCCGCGGAGGAGGUGGCGCAGAGAGCUGAUGCGCAGCGAGCGGCAGGACCCAGGGCUCCGCCGCCUCCGGGCCAGGGGCCCAGCGUGGAAGAGUUGGCCCGCCGGAUCGACGCCCUCCGGGCAGAGAAGGACGAGCUCGGGUCCGAGCUCCAGGCCUUGCAGGACAUCUGCCAGCGUGAGCGGGGCAUCGCCAAGGAUCGGCAGAAACUUCACCAGAUGGACCUUGAGGAAAUCCACCUACAGAUGCAGGUCAGGAUGUCUGAUUCGGAACGCCUGUGGAAGAUCGCCAAAGAGCGAGAAGGUCGCAUUCAGGAGCUGCAGCUGCGCCUCGUGAAGCGCAAGGAGCAGAGGUUUGCUCAGCCCUCCCGCAUGGUGGGUGCUCGCUCCGAAAUCAUCAGCGACGGCGGCUUCUCUGACCUCUCGGAAAUCGCCGAUGACAAGAAUGUGUUGGACUUGUACAUCACGCUGGGGCAGAUCGAGGACAGGGCGCUGCAGGAACUUCCUCGACAAGGCGAGGGAACUUGGCAGAUCCCUCCGGAAAACAGCCUGUGCACUCUGGUCAUUGCCGAGUUCAUGCACUGCGAUGUCGGAACUUCCGAGACGGCCGUCGGCCUAAAGCCACGCUACGACUCCUUGUUGUCCUUCGGGCCUUUCGAGGUCGGCGAUGCAGAGGUCGAGCACUUUGCCCGGGCAGCAGUGAGGUUGGAGCUCCAGGCCUUCUCGACUGUGGGCUCUGCUUCCUACGUCUUGGGCAGAGCCGCUCUCCCUCUGGCUGCCUUGUUGGACUGCACCCCACAGGAUCCCAACCCGGUGAUUGCUGGCACUCUGUCCUUCGCAUACGAGGCCGACACGCAUGUGCAAAUUGCAACCGUCCGGUACAAGGCAAGAUGGCGAAAGAGCAUCAUCAAGCCCCUGGAGACGUACACGAUCACGAGUGGCAUGUCUCCAGUUGCAGCUGUUGCUGCUGUGGCAGAGAACGCAGGGCCAGGCACAGCAGCUGCUCCUGGGUUGAUGGAUGCUGCGAAGGGGCUCAUCGUCCACAUUUACCACGUGACUUCAUUGGUCCCUACACAGCCCGGUGUGGCGGCGGAGAGCCUGCAGCCCUACGUGACGUACGAGGUCCCUGGGCACAAGGCGCACUUCACCCAAAGCGGCAGCGGACCCAACGUCACCUUCGAGGAUGCCCGGCGGAUGGUCGUGCGCGUGGACAGCGACUUCUGCAGGUGGGUGCAGAACGGUGGCGGACUUCACUUCCUGGUCUUCGACGCGUCGAUGCCAGCAGCGGGCGACUCCGAGGAACAGCUCGGCCUCAUCGGCGAGGCUCGGGUUCCGCUGAACCAGCUGCUUACGUCUCAGUACAAUCGCGUCCAGGGAAACUUCCCGCUCCACCGAUCCGGUGUCGGUGCAGAGCUUCCGCCUGUUGGAUACAUCGAGCUGUCGGUUUCAUGGCAGGAUGAUCCCAGCUCCGUCCUCGCGCCGGGCGUCAUCGGCUUGUCUCCUUUCGAGGCUGAUCGUGGAAGCAUCACGGAGGAGCAAUUCCAGGUCCUUUGGCAGCGUGUCAUCCGCCGCCUGCACGUGCUUAAGCUCGCUCCGGUGGACUGGUUCCACAAGCACGAUGUGGACCAGGACGGCUUCUGGUCAAAGGCAGAGUUCACGGCCGCGCUCUCGAGCAUGCCUUUGGGCUUGUCGGCUCUGGAGACGGACUACAUCUUUAACUGGACGGACCGGCGAAGGCGGAAGCUCGUUGCCUUGGAGGACUUGGCUUUGGCAUUCGAGCAGGGCAAGAAGGCUGCGCCUUUGGAACAGUGGGCUAGGGACAUCUACCGCCGCAUAGCUCUCGCGCUGAGGAGACAAGGUUGGACUGUCCGGGAGGCCUUUGACCUGGUCACCAAAGACCGACGGGCACAGAAGAGCGAAUUCUUCACGCUGGUGAACAGCCUCGAGCUUGGCCUCCGCUCUGAGCAGCUGGAGUGGCUGUGGAAGCUGUCUGACACGAAUGCAGAUGGCCUCCUGGACUACAUCGAGUUCGCUCAGCGCAUCGCGGAGGUGACAGGCAUCAGCACAACGGCCUUCCCAGUUCCCCGAGACGAGGAUGUGCUUGAGCCUCCCAGUCCGGGCCCGCGACCUCCCAUCUCCUUACUCAAUGCGGCCGCCGGCAUGUCCGAAGCUUGGGCCAAUCUUUGCCAAGCUCGGGACCUGUGUGCCCAGCAGGAGCGCAGGUUGAGCAUCGGCAUGGCUCGCCCGGCACACUCGCUGCAGGAAAUCUGCUCGCGUGUCAACGACGCCUUGCGCCGCAAGGGCCAGACACCGGACGCGCUGUUCGACGCCCUCGCGGGUGGUGGGCAGGAAGUACGUUGGCCGGACUUCCGGGCGCUGUUUGCGCAAAUCGAGCCUUCCUUGGAAGAGUGGCAGCUACAGCAGCUGUGGGCCACCUUCGAUACCAAUGCCGACGGCGGCAUUUCCCGCGAGGAGUUCAAGAAGCAGCUUGCGAACGUGCAGGCUUCGGCAACAGCGGGUGUCACCCAGCCGCAG
This is a messenger RNA of Symbiodinium sp. CCMP2456, 3966 nucleotides long. The record is from the annotation of a GenBank genome assembly. NCBI's taxonomy places the organism in Eukaryota, Dinophyceae, Suessiales, Symbiodiniaceae.